GGGAGCUAGGGGUGUCUUUUCUCCCCCUACAGCAGUCGCUUGCAUGGACUUUACCAUAAAGCUAACGCGGCAGCUUGUGAGUUCCCGAGCGGGGCACGGAUGGGAUUAAGUCGGCUAGCCGCGGCUAAUGACGGUGCUAGCUCCGCGGCUAACCGGUUGGCGUUAGCUUUCUAACUCAGUUGGCUGACGCUGCUCUGCUAAUUACCAGGCUAGAUUUGCUGGCACAACCAUGCCUCCCAGACCCUCCUCAGGAGAGCUAUGGGGGAUGCACUUGAUGCCCCCCAGCAUCCUAGUGGACUGCCUGCUGCCAAAUGGCAUGAUUCUCACAUUGGAGUGUCUCCGAGAGGCCACGCUCAUCACGGUCAAGCAUGAGCUUUUCAAAGAAGCCAGGAAGUACCCUCUUUGCCAUCUGCUGCAGGAGGAGAGCUCGUACAUCUUUGUCAGCGUCACCCAGGAGGCAGAGCGAGAAGAGUUUUACGAUGAGACAAGGAGACUGUGCGAUCUCAGGCUGUUUCAGGCCUUCCUCAAAGUUAUUGAGCCUGUGGGCAACAGAGAAGAGAAAAUUCUUAACAGAGAGAUAGGUUUUGCUAUUGGAAUGCCCAUAUGUGAGUUUGAUUUAGUGAAGGACUCAGAAGUGCAGGACUUCAGAAGGAACAUUUUAAAUGUUUGCAAAGAAGCAGUGGACCUCAGAGACAGUAACGGAGCCCACAGCAGAGCUUUGUAUGUCUAUCCUCCAAAUGUAGAAUCGUCAGCAGAACUUCCCAGGCACAUUUAUAACAAGCUAGAUAAAGGUCAAAUCAUUGUGGUCAUUUGGGUCAUCGUUUCACCCAGCAACGACAAGCAAAAGUAUACGUUGAAGAUCAACCAUGAUUGUGUGCCAGAGCAGGUGAUUGCUGAAGCCAUCCGUAAAAAAACACGAAGCAUGUUGCUCACCCAGGAGCAGUUGAAGAUGUGCGUCCAAGAGUAUCAGGGAAAGUACAUCCUCAAGGUCUGCGGCUGUGACGAGUAUCUUCUGGAGAAAUACCCCAUUAGUCAGUACAAGUACGUACGCAGCUGCAUCAUGCUGGGGAGAAUGCCCAACUUGAUGUUGAUGUCUAAAGACAGCCUAUAUUCCCAGCUGCCCAUGGACAACUUCACCAUGCCGUCAUAUGCUAGGCGGAUAUCCACAGCGACACCCUACAUGAACGGUGAAACAGCCACCAAGUGUCUUUGGACCAUCAAUGGAACGCUGAGGAUAAAGAUACUCUGCGCUACUUAUGUCAAUGUAAACAUCAGAGACAUUGACAAGAUCUACGUCAGGACUGGGAUUUACCAUGGUGGAGAGCAGCUGUGUGACAAUGUCAACACCCAACGCGUGCCUUGCUCAAAUCCCAGGUGGAACGAGUGGUUAAACUACGAUAUGUACAUUCCAGAAAUUCCCAGAGCUGCCCGACUCUGCCUCUCCAUCUGCUCUGUGAAAGGAAGGAAAGGAGCUAAAGAGGAGCAUUGUCCCCUCGCCUGGGGCAACGUCAACCUGUUUGACUACACUCACACAUUAGUAGCAGGAAAGAUGGCUCUCAACUUGUGGCCGGUUCCACAUGGCCUAGAGGACCUGCUCAACCCCAUUGGUGUCACAGGCUCUAACCCCAACAAGGAAACUCCUUGCCUGGAGCUGGAGUUUGACCAUUUUAGUUGCCCUGUCAAGUUCCCUGAAAUGAGCAUCGUUGAGGAACAUGCAAACUGGAACAUAUCCAGAGAGCUCGGCUUCAAUUAUGGUCACACUGGUUUGAGCAACCGACUGGCCCGAGACAACCCCCUGACUGAGAGUGACAAUGAGCAGCUCCGACAAGUGUGUAACAAAGACCCGCUGUCUGAAAUCACUGAGCAGGAGAAAGACUUCCUAUGGAGUCACAGAUAUCACUGCGUCAACAUGCCAGAGAUCCUGCCCAAGAUCCUCCUAGCUGUGAAAUGGAACUCCAGAGAUGAAGUUGCACAGAUGUAUUGUCUGCUCAAAGACUGGCCUGCAAUUAAGCCAGAACAAGCCAUGGAGUUGCUGGAUUGCAACUUUCCCGACCCCAUGAUGAGAGAUUUUGCUGUGAAGUGCCUUGAGAAAUACCUGACUGAUGACAAACUCUCUCAGUAUCUCAUUCAGCUGGUCCAGGUUUUAAAGUACGAGCAGUACCUUGAUAACCCACUUGCACGCUUCCUGCUGAAAAAAGCAUUAACCAAUCAGAGGAUAGGACAUUUCUUCUUCUGGCAUUUAAAAUCAGAGAUGCACAACAAGACGGUGAGCCAGCGGUUCGGCCUGCUGCUGGAGUCAUACUGCCGAGCUUGUGGCAUGUAUCUGAAGCACCUGAGCAGACAGGUGGAGGCCAUGGAGAAACUCAUCAAUCUCACCGACCUCCUCAAACAGGAGAAAAAAGAUGAGGCACAGAAGGUCCAAAUGAAGUUUCUGGUCGAGCAGAUGAGGAGGCCAGACUACAUGGAUGCGCUGCAAAGCUUUACGUCCCCGCUGAAUCCUGCACAUCAGCUGGGAAACCUCCGCCUGGAGGAAUGCAGGAUGAUGUCAUCGGCAAAGCGACCUCUCUGGCUAAACUGGGAAAACCCUGAUAUGAUGUCAGAACUGCUCUUUCAGAACAACGAAAUAAUCUUUAAAAACGGAGAUGAUCUGAGGCAGGACAUGCUGACUCUGCAGAUCAUUAGGAUAAUGGAGAACAUCUGGCAAAACCAAGGCCUUGAUCUCAGGAUGCUGCCAUAUGGCUGCCUGUCCAUCGGUGACUGUGUGGGUUUAAUUGAGGUGGUGAGGAAUUCUCACACAAUCAUGCAGAUCCAGUGCAAAGGCGGCCUGAAGGGGGCGCUGCAGUUCAACAGUCACGCACUGCAUCAGUGGCUCAAGGAUAAGAACAAGGGAGAGAUGUAUGACCAGGCUAUUGAUCUGUUCACACGGUCGUGUGCCGGUUACUGCGUGGCCACAUUCAUCCUGGGCAUUGGGGACAGACACAAUAGCAACAUUAUGGUCAAAGAUGAUGGUCAGCUGUUCCACAUAGACUUUGGUCAUUUCCUCGAUCACAAGAAGAAGAAGUUUGGCUACAAGAGAGAGCGUGUACCAUUUGUGCUUACACAGGACUUUCUGAUUGUUAUUAGCAAAGGAACACAAGAGUGCACAAAAACACGAGAGUUUGAAAGGUUCCAGGAAAUGUGUUACAAGGCAUACUUGGCGAUCCGGCAACACGCCAACCUCUUCAUCAACCUCUUCUCCAUGAUGCUGGGCUCAGGUAUGCCCGAGCUGCAGUCGUUCGACGACAUUGCCUACAUUAGAAAGACACUCGCUCUGGACAAGUCGGAGCAGGAAGCCCUGGACUACUUCAUGAAGCAGAUGAACGACGCCCAUCAUGGCGGUUGGACUACCAAGAUGGACUGGAUCUUCCACACAAUUCGCCAGCAUGCCAUGAACUAAAGGAAGGAAAGAAUAAAGCGGACAGUGGCAACAUCACGAGGAGUGAGGGAAACAAAAGGCUUUUCUUCCACAACACUACAGCUGCCAGCUUCUGACCUAAUUUAGAGACAUGUUGCCUUCAAGUUCCUGUUUUUUUGAGUGUCUGAAAUUAGUUUCCCUGCGUCGUGAAUUUAAGAAGCAAAGAUGGAGCCGUACUUCACCUACUUUUUUAUAGGAAUUUACCAAGUGGAAUGGACCUCAACUACACUGGCCUUUAAGUAAACUACAGACUUUAUAGAAACAUUUUCUGACUUUUGACUCCUUUUAAUCUACAACCAGAAGAACACUAAGUGGAGCACCACCACACUGCGCACUAUUUUCCCCUAAAGAUAAUAUAUUUUAGUUAUUCUUACAACCGAAUUAAAAAAAAAAACAAAGAUAUAUGUGAGGUGGGGGCUGGCACGUGU
This is a messenger RNA of Nematolebias whitei (Rio pearlfish), 3882 nucleotides long. RefSeq names its product phosphatidylinositol 4,5-bisphosphate 3-kinase catalytic subunit alpha isoform. The transcript is spliced from 21 exons. Gene Ontology annotation, cellular component: phosphatidylinositol 3-kinase complex, class IA; plasma membrane; cytoplasm. Gene Ontology annotation, molecular function: 1-phosphatidylinositol-3-kinase activity; 1-phosphatidylinositol-4-phosphate 3-kinase activity. The record is from RefSeq and is a predicted model, not a curated record. Bases 230 to 3436 code for a protein of 1068 amino acids. Lineage: Eukaryota; Metazoa; Chordata; Actinopteri; Cyprinodontiformes; Rivulidae. Gene Ontology annotation, biological process: phosphatidylinositol-3-phosphate biosynthetic process; cell migration; phosphatidylinositol 3-kinase/protein kinase B signal transduction.